AUGGCCCGUGGCCUACUUGGACGGCAGCAUCCCUGUGCAUUUCGGCACGCUCGGCGUGCUGCACUUCGUGAAGCAGACCUAAUUGUGCUGAUCGGCUCUGUCUGCGAUUUUCGGCUGGACUAUGGUCGCGUUCUCAAUUCUCAUGCGAAAAUAGUAAUCAUCAACCGGAACAAAAAGCAGCUUUAUUUGAAUUCAGACGUUUUCUGGAAACCCCACUUGGCUAUCCUCGCAGAUGUGGGCACCACUGUCGCUCGGGUCGCGGAACGCUUACACGAGAGAUUUCCUUGCUUGGCCGACCAUAGAUGUCCGUCGGAGUGGAUUCGUGAAUUGCAAACCCGAGAGGAUCACGAGGACGAGAAUAUAAGACGAAGCACCUUGGCCCAACCUUCGGAGCGCAUCAAUCCACUCACUCUUCUCUGGAAUUUGGAACACCAUGGUCUCACUGAGUCAUCUGAUGAGGAUGCCAUUAUUGUCGCAGACGGAGGGGACUUUGUUGGUUCGGCCGCCUACAUUCUCCGGCCUCGUGGACCCCUUUCUUGGCUGGAUCCUGGGCCAUUCGGCACCUUGGGUGUCGGUGGCGGAUUUGCCCUCGGUGCAAAAUUGUGUCGUCCCAACGCCACCGUCUGGGUGAUUUACGGCGAUGGAUCGGCUGGUUUUAGUAUUGCCGAGUGGGAUUCCAUGGCUCGACACCGCUGCCCCGCCAUCGGUGUGAUCGGAAAUGAUGCGUGUUGGUCGCAGAUAUCACGUGACCAGCUGAGACUGUUCCAGUCCAAUGUGGCUUGUACGCUCAGCCCAAUUCGUUAUGAUGUCAUCGGGGCUGCUUAUGCUGGUAGUCAGAUACCCAUUCUGGAUUACAGUCAAGACGAACAGGCAGGUGCUUUCGUUGUGAACAGGAGCAAUUUCUCUUCUAUUCGUCAAGUGUUCGCGGAAGCAAAACUCCUCUCUAGUAGUGGCAAACCUUGCAUCAUCAAUUGUUUGAUAGCAUCGAGCAGUUUCCGCGAGGGGAGUAUUUCCAUUUGA
Molecule: messenger RNA, 1020 nt
Organism: Dicrocoelium dendriticum
Lineage: Eukaryota; Metazoa; Platyhelminthes; Trematoda; Plagiorchiida; Dicrocoeliidae
Source: the annotation of a GenBank genome assembly